UUUAAAAAACUACAGCUCCCAUAUCCACCGGAACAAAACAACAUGGCUGCCUCCUCUGUUGCAGCAAGUGAGCUGCUACAUAAUAUGAAUAAACGGCUAUCAACAUUGUAUCCAAAGGCUUCGUUUGUUAUCAGACGGAUAAACACAUCGAGCUCACGAUGCGGCAGUCAACCGCAGCUGAGAGCAAAAAGGGCUCCCCAGCAGCUGGUUGGAGUGGUGGGCUUGGAAGUCCAUGCCCAGAUUAACUCUAACACCAAGCUGUUCUCUGGCUCAGGGGUUGGCUUCUCAGCACCUCCAAACUCCCUGGUGUCGCCUUUUGAUGCAUCCUUACCAGGCACAUUACCUGCCCUGAACAAACGAUGUGUCGAGGCAGCAGUGAUGACAGGAUUGGCUCUCAAUUGCACCAUAAACAGGAAAUCACUGUUUGACAGGAAACACUACUUCUACGCGGACCUCCCUGCUGGAUACCAGAUCACUCAGCAACGGCGGCCCAUCGCAGUAGAUGGCACGCUGACCUACAGCCUCCUCGGAGGGAAAAAGAGGAGCCAAGUGAUCAGAAAAACUGUCAGCAUCAAACAGAUUCAGCUGGAGCAGGACAGCGGCAAGAGUCUCCAUGAUGACCUCCGCAGCCAGACACUCAUAGACCUCAACAGAGCAGGUGUAGGUCUAAUGGAGCUGGUGAUGGAGCCCGACAUGAGCUGCGGAGAGGAGGCUGCUGCAGCUGUCAGAGAGCUCCAGCUCAUCCUGCAAGCCCUAGGCACCUGUCAAGGCAACAUGUCUGAGGGCCAGCUGAGAGUAGAUGCCAAUGUAUCCGUCCACAGGCCAGGUGAGCCCCUGGGCGUCAGGACAGAGGUGAAGAACAUCAACAGUGUUCGAUACCUGGCCAGGGCUAUAGACUACGAGAUCCAGAGACAGAUCGGACUCCUGCAGAGAGGGGGGGCGGUGCAAAACGAGACCCGGGCGUAUGAUUCCAAAUCAGGGGAGACCAUUCCUAUGAGGGACAAAGAGGGUCUUCAGGACUACAGGUUCAUGCCAGAGCCCAACCUGCCCCCUCUGAUUGUGUAUGAGGAUAACGCAUCGCUGCCCUCUGGCAUUGAUGCAUGCCAGGCGGUGGUGGUGCAGAAGAUAAGAGAAGGGCUGCCAGAGCUACCCAGUGUCAAAAGAGACAGGCUGGUGCAAACGUACGGCAUCCUGCCCGAGCACAGCUUCACUCUGGUGAACGAGGAUGGGCUGGUGGAGUACUUUGAGGCGGUGUUGAAGGCGACCAAGAAGGAGCCGAGGAAGGUGAUUGGCUGGGUGACAAACGAGUUGGUGGGUCACCUCAAACAGCAAGACAUGAGUGUGAGCCAGAGCCCAAUCUGUCCUUCUGCCCUGGCGGAGCUGCUGGAUCUCCAGGAAACAGGACACAUCUCCUCCUCGGCUGCCAAGCAGGUGUUCGAGGAGAUGUGGAGGUCCUCGGGCAGGACGGCCCCUGAGGUAAUCCAGGAGCAGGACUUGGGUCUUGUAAGUGACACCGCACAGCUGCACGGCAUCUGCCAGAAGGUGGUAGACUCGCACCCAGAUGAGGUUCACGCCAUCAGAAAUGGAAACGAGAAAGUUCUGAACAAGCUGAUGGGCCUGGUUCAGAAGGAGACCAAAGGCAGAGCCGACCCAGUUCUGGUGAGGGCAAUCUUACACGAGAAGACGUCAUGAAAGUGGGACUGUUCCGCGAGACGCAACCAGAUGACAGACACAGAGUCAAACUUUGGCAUACAUGUCAUUCAGGAAACAACGGACGAUACUUCAGUGAUGUUUGUAGAUCUGUAUACAAAUGCAGAGUAGUCACGUCCAUAUAUGGUACCACAGCAGUAUAAGGUACCUGGUCUUCAGUGGGUUACCG
Messenger RNA from Etheostoma cragini (Arkansas darter), 1879 nucleotides. It is a transcript of the gene gatb, whose product is annotated as glutamyl-tRNA(Gln) amidotransferase, subunit B. The transcript is spliced from 13 exons. The record is from RefSeq and is a predicted model, not a curated record. The coding region runs from base 43 to 1692 and encodes 549 amino acids. NCBI's taxonomy places the organism in Eukaryota, Metazoa, Chordata, Actinopteri, Perciformes, Percidae. Gene Ontology annotation, molecular function: glutaminyl-tRNA synthase (glutamine-hydrolyzing) activity. Gene Ontology annotation, biological process: mitochondrial translation; glutaminyl-tRNAGln biosynthesis via transamidation.